AUGCGUGGAUAUCAAAAGUAUCUGUCAGGGUCGGUCCUUUUGGCCACCCUGGGAGGAGUUCAGGCAAAGCUGGACCUGACUUCUGCCAAGAACAUUGCCAUUUACUGGGGUCAGAAUUCAUUGCAGGGAAAUGGUGGCCAGGUCCAACAGCCACUGGCGCACUACUGCGAGAACGAUGACAUCGAUGUCAUCCCGUUGGCGUUCGACAUGAUGAUCAAUGGGCCCGGGGGUGUUCCCCAAGUCGACUUCUCGGUCACCAGCAAUGACUGCGACGUCUUCCCUGGAACCCAGUUGAAGAACUGUCCCAAGAUUGGUGACGAUAUUGCAACAUGCCAGCAAAAGGGCAAGACAAUUCUACUCUCUAUUGGCGGUGCGACGUACAGCGAGGGUGGUUUCAAAUCCGACGACGACGCAAAGGCUGGUGCAAAGCUGAUGUGGGAGACCUUUGGCCCAGUCCAAGCAUCAUCAAAAGCUCUUCGACCUUUCGGAAACGUUAGUAUUGAUGGCUUUGAUUUUGACUUUGAGGCCACCGUGCUGCACAUGGCAACGUUCGCCAAUGAGCUCCGCAGCUUGAUGGAUCAGGACACCAGCCAACAGUAUUUCUUGACUGCGGCUCCUCAAUGCCCCUAUCCCGACCAGGCAGACAAGGAUAUCCUCAAUGGCCCGGUUUCUAUCGAUGCGGUCUUUGUUCAAUUCUACAACAACUACUGCGGCGUGAAUAACUUCGCCACCGAUGAGACGAGCUCAAACUACAACUUUGAAGAAUGGGAUACCUGGGCCAAGAACGUCUCUCAGAACAAGAACGUCAAAGUCCUGAUCGGUGUCCCGGCCGAUACUACCGCAGCCAGCACCGGAUACAUCCCUGCGUCGAAACUGGCGGAGGUGAUCGAGUAUACGAAAAAGUUCGACAGCUUCGGCGGCGUGAUGAUGUGGGAUACCACGCAGGCAUACGCGAAUGAUGGAUUUAUUGGAAGUGUGCGCAAGGCGCUUGGUGGGCCUGAUUCCGGUUCGUCGUCGCCGUCCAACAACGCGGCGUCGACCGCGGUGUCUGCACCUUCGUCCACUAACACCCCGGAGACCUCGCCAUCUUCCAAUGCACCCGACUCCUCGUCCUCCUCUUCCUCAUCCUCUGGAUCUGCCUCAUCGUCCAAUGGUCAUGAGCCCUCGGUCACGACUACUCCCGUCCCAGAACCGACUGCUGGACCCAAACCGCCCGCGUCCACCUCGACUACGAAGGCACCUGCCCAGUCCUCGGCGGCACCCGAUGAUUUCGAUAACGACGACUUUGACUUUGACGACGAGACCGAGUCUCCGAAUAACACUGGCAAUGCUGGAAAUGGAGGUGCAACCAAUGCUGUCAAUAACGACACUCCCAAGGAGGACUCCACUAGCAAGGGUCCUCUUGGCGUCAUCAGCCAGGAUCUCUUUGGUCUGCUGCAUGGUUUGCAGGACGCCAACACUAUCACUGGCGGUCUGACUCACGGCCUCACGAAGAAUCUUCGUCGUGCCCGUCGCGUCGGAUAUUAG
Molecule: messenger RNA, 1527 nt
Organism: Penicillium cataractarum
Lineage: Eukaryota; Fungi; Ascomycota; Eurotiomycetes; Eurotiales; Aspergillaceae
Product: glycoside hydrolase family 18 protein
Exons: 5
Coding region: 1-1527 (508 amino acids)
Biological process (GO): carbohydrate metabolic process
Cellular component (GO): extracellular region
Molecular function (GO): chitinase activity
Source: RefSeq, a predicted model, not a curated record